Sebastes umbrosus (honeycomb rockfish) is the source of this 2409-nucleotide messenger RNA. It is a transcript of the gene gpat4, whose product is annotated as glycerol-3-phosphate acyltransferase 4. Gene Ontology annotation, biological process: triglyceride biosynthetic process. Gene Ontology annotation, cellular component: endoplasmic reticulum. The transcript is spliced from 13 exons. Gene Ontology annotation, molecular function: glycerol-3-phosphate O-acyltransferase activity. The record is from RefSeq and is a predicted model, not a curated record. The coding region runs from base 595 to 2049 and encodes 484 amino acids. Lineage: Eukaryota; Metazoa; Chordata; Actinopteri; Perciformes; Sebastidae.
AGAAGAAGAAGGAGGAGGAAGAGGAGAAGAAGAAGAAGAAGGAGGAGGAGGAGAAGAAGAAGAAGGAGGAGGAGGAGAAGAAGAAGAAGAAGAAGGAGAAGUGUAAUCAGAUUACUGUUCAUGUCCUGCCAGCAGUGCAGUGACAGCGGCUCUCAUUGGCCACCUGUUGCCAUGACGACCCUAUACAACUCUGGCUGCUGCAGGUGAAGUUAGCAUGAUGCUAACAGCCUGUAGAGCCAGCAGCUCAGUGUCACAGAUCCCUGUACUUCAGCCUGGACUGUCCAGAUGGAGAACUACCUGACCAUCUGUCAUCUCAAUCCUCCUCCUCCUCCUCCUCCUCACCACCAGCGUUAAACCUGGAGGACGGUAAGAGCCAGUAACGUUAGCUAACACCUUGUUAGCCUUGUGGGUCAAAGUGAGCUUUAUUAACACAUAGCAGCUCACCUUGUAAGAUAGCAUGUUACCGAAACUUCUUAAUCAAUAACAUCCACCGGCACGCGUCGCCUUCAGACGCCGACUCUUCAAACGGACCAGAAGACUUGCCCCGAAGCUGUGGGUUUCGCCGCAGCCUCUUUGCUCUCUGCGUCUCUUCGGAUGUUGAUGAGCAGCAUGUCUUGGUUUGCAUUUACUGCUGACAACCUGCUGUGCCGGUGCCUCGGCAUCUCCAUCACUGUCUGGUUGACUCUUCUGUUUGUCUUCACAAUUGUGCCGGCUGUACUUGGAGUCUCUUUUGGUAUCCGCAGACUCUACAUGUGGACUCUUCUCAAGAUCUUUGAGUGGGCAACCUCAAGAAUGGAGAUGGGUGCAAAGGAAAAUAAUCAGCAACUCUAUAAACCAUAUAGCAACGGAAUCAUAGCCAAAGAACCACCGUCGUCCUUUCAGCAGGAGAUCCAGGAGCUCCGAGGUUCUGCCGGCUGUCUGCGCUCAGAGCCGGAGUUCGAGAUGGCUGACAUCUUCUACUUCUGCCGGAGAGGCGUGGAGAGCAUCUUGGACGACGAGGUGACCAAGCGCUUUUCGGCUCAGGAGUUGGAGAGCUGGAACCUGCUGACUCGAAGCAACUACAACCUCCGUCACAUCAGCCUGAGACUUACCGUCCUGUGGGGUCUGGGAGUAUUCGUCCGCUACGGCAUCCUGCUGCCUCUCAGGGUCACUCUGGCAUUCACCGGCAUUAGUCUGCUUCUAGUCCUGACUGCUUUGGUGGGCGUUUUACCAAACAAAGAGUUAAGGUUCUACCUGACUGAGAAGGUUCAUCUGAUGUGUUACCGCAUCUGUGUGAGAGCUCUCUCAGCAAUCAUCACCUAUCAUAACAGAGAGAACAAACCAAAGAAUGGCGGAAUCUGUGUGUCCAAUCACACAACACCCAUCGAUGUCAUCAUCUUGGCCAAUGACGGCUGCUACUCUAUGGUUGGCCAGUUGCACGGAGGGCUGAUGGGAAUGAUCCAGCAAGCUAUGGUCAAAUCCUCUCCUCACAUCUGGUUUGAAAGAUCAGAAGUCAAAGACCGACACCUAGUGGCCAAAAGGCUAAGCGAUCAUGUUGCUGACAAAACUAAACAGCCCAUCUUGAUCUUCCCUGAGGGUACUUGCAUCAACAACACAUCAGUGAUGAUGUUCAAAAAGGGCAGCUUUGAAAUCGACUGCACGGUCUAUCCAGUCGCCAUUAAGUAUGAUCCUCGGUUUGGGGAUGCCUUCUGGAACAGCAGUAAGUUUGGCCUGGUGAACUAUCUGCUGAGGAUGAUGAGCAGCUGGGCCAUCGUCUGCAGCGUCUGGUACCUGCCGCCUAUGAACAGAGAGGAAGGGGAGGAUGCGGUGCAGUUUGCCAACAGAGUGAAAGCAGCCAUAGCUGCACAAGGAGGAUUAGUAGAUCUCAUUUGGGAUGGAGGACUGAAACGAGGAAAAGUGAAAGACGCCUUUAAAGAAGAACAGCAGAAACUCUACAGUAAAGUUCUCGUAGGUGAGCAGGACGAAGUGCACCGAAGAGAUAACACACAUUUAGAGGAUGGAAAUCCAGAAGAGGAUAAAAGCAAUCAAGAUUCAACAAGAGGACAAUGAGGACAUGGUGAAUGUAUGAAGUUAUAAAUAACAGACUCUUACAUUUUAUACAGUGACAUCUUACAUAAUGGUGAAUGUGAAUUAUCAGAAGUAGGAAUUUUAUUGAUUAUUGCUGCUAACUGUAACAGACUCUGAAAGAAAGUAUUUUUAUGUUUUGGUAUUUAUGUUUCUAUUGGUGUAAAAUCUAUAUUUAUUUACAUUUGUAUGGUAAGAACGAUUACACUACAGGAAGCUCAGUUUGUUUGUUAUUUUAACUAAUUGUUCAUAGACCAAAGUCCUAGAGUGACCUCAAUUCUCCUGCCUCCUUUUUACUGCCAUCUGAGCUUGUUGUGUAUCUGAUUAAACACAUUCUCCUCUAAA